This is a messenger RNA of Danio aesculapii, 944 nucleotides long. RefSeq names its product Jupiter microtubule associated homolog 1b (gene jpt1b). The transcript is spliced from 5 exons. The coding region runs from base 130 to 582 and encodes 150 amino acids. NCBI's taxonomy places the organism in Eukaryota, Metazoa, Chordata, Actinopteri, Cypriniformes, Danionidae. Gene Ontology annotation, cellular component: nucleus. The record is from RefSeq and is a predicted model, not a curated record.
AGGGCCGCUCCGCUGCGCUCGGAUUUCAGCUGGUCCGGGCGGAGUCCAUGCGGGAUAAAGGACUAACACCAAUUCAGUCCAGCCGAAGGGUUUCUAACGCGCUUUAGCGAGCAACACCACCCGCUCAACAUGACCACGACGACCACUUUCCAAGGCAUGGAGCCAGGUGCCAAAAACAGCUCGAGGGUGUUGUGUCCUCCUGGCGGAGCCUCCAACAUCUCCUUCGGCGCAGAGGAAGAGAAGCCAGUGCGCAAGAACAAGAUGGCCUCCAGUAUCUUUGCUGAACCCGACGACCCUCACGCCCACCGGAGGAACAACCCGCCAGGUGGAGAAGCGUCUGGAGUGUUGUGCGGUGAACCUUCUGCUCCUCUGAGACGAUGUCAGCCUGCUAUAGUGUACGAUGAAGGUGCAGGAGAGCCACAGCCCAACCAUGAGGAUCAUCAUGAAUAUGAGCAAGAGAACCACGAGGAGUGUGUGGAGCAAAAAGAAGACUCCUCCUCGGCCUCCGCUCAGCCGUCUGCUGGAAACGCGUCCGGCCGCAGGAAUCCUCCAGGAGGAAAAUCCAGCCUGAUCCUGGGCUGAAGAAGCCUUCACUGAACUAUCUCUGCUCUUUCUGUCCCUUUCCUCCUCUUUUUUUAACGGAUCUGCCCUUUCCUUCACUCUUCUCGUGAGCCAUGGGAAUUUUUUGUCCUCCACCGUCUUUUCAUUUUUCUAUUGCAAAAAAAAAAAAACAACAAGAAGAAGAAAAAACGAAAGAAGAAAAAGCCGAGCGACGCGAUCGUUGACAGAAGCACUUUAUGUAAGAGGUCCGUUUCAGCCGCUCCUGCAGGAAUAAUGGCAUGAGAGAUUCAGAUCGACCGCGAAAAAACAAACACACACAAAAGAAAAGAGAAGAAUUGUUGCGCAAAAUUUCUAAGUACAAAUAAAGAUUGAUAUGAAUUUGA